Messenger RNA from Erigeron canadensis, 1792 nucleotides. RefSeq names its product probable 26S proteasome non-ATPase regulatory subunit 3. Gene Ontology annotation, cellular component: proteasome regulatory particle, lid subcomplex; proteasome complex. The transcript is spliced from 9 exons. Gene Ontology annotation, molecular function: enzyme regulator activity. Bases 92 to 1570 code for a protein of 492 amino acids. Gene Ontology annotation, biological process: ubiquitin-dependent protein catabolic process; regulation of protein catabolic process. The record is from RefSeq and is a predicted model, not a curated record. NCBI's taxonomy places the organism in Eukaryota, Viridiplantae, Streptophyta, Magnoliopsida, Asterales, Asteraceae.
ACGAGACUGCAGAAGUUAACUUGGGAAAAAAGCAGCCCUUUCCAUCCCGUCUCUCCUGUGCCGCAGAUCCUAAUUCCAGUAGAAACAAAAAAUGACUCAAGAAGAUGUCGAGAUGAAUGAACAACCACAACAGCAGCAACAAGAUGAUCCUUCUUAUACAGUUUCAUCUGCCACUCCUGUUUUACAGCAUUUGAAGGAGAUUGCUGCGUUGAUUGAGACGGGAGCGUAUGCGCGAGAAGUUAGGCGGAUAGUGAGAGCGAUUAGGUUGACGAUUGCGUUGAGGAGGAAGUUAACGCCUUCUGUGGUUUCCGCUUUUUUGAAUUUUGGUCUUGCUCCUGGAUCCGAAGCGCAUUCUCGGUUAUCCUCUUAUCUUCCAAAGGAUGACCAAACUGAUAUGGAAGUUGACACCGCAUCAUCUCCCACUCAAGCUACUGUGAAGCAUUCACCAGAGCUCGAGAUUUAUUGCUACUUGCUUGUGCUCAUAUUCCUGAUUGAUCAGAAAAAAUACAGCGAGGCUAAGGCAUGUUCUUCGGCAAGUAUCGCCCGUUUAAAGAACUUGAACAGGCGAACAGUUGAUGUUCUGGCAUCCAGGCUCUACUUCUAUUACUCCCUUAGUUACGAACUUACUGGUGAACUCUCUGAAAUCAGAGGUAAUCUCCUCGCUUUGCACCGGGUUGCUACUUUGCGUCAUGAUGAAUUGGGGCAGGAAACGCUCCUCAACUUGCUACUUCGCAAUUACCUUCAUUACAAUUUGUAUGAUCAAGCCGAAAAGCUGAGGUCGAAGGCACCACGUUUUGAAGCUCAUUCAAACCAGCAGUUUUGUCGCUACCUGUUUUACCUUGGGAAGAUUAGGACGAUUCAGCUGGAGUACACUGAUGCAAAGGAAUCCCUCCUUCAAGCUGCCCGUAAAGCCCCUGUUGCUGCUCUUGGUUUUCGAGUUCAGUGCAAUAAGUGGGCUGUGAUUGUCCGCCUACUUUUAGGAGAGAUCCCUGAACGCACCGUCUUUAUGCAAAAAGGCAUGGAGAAGGCAUUGAGACCAUACUUUGAGCUGACAAAUGCAGUUAGAAUUGGAGAUCUCGAGCUAUUCAAAACUAUAGCAGAGAAAUUCUCUUCCACUUUUAACUCUGACCGGACCAACAAUUUGAUUGUUAGACUUCGCCACAAUGUGAUAAGAACCGGGCUUCGCAACAUCAGCAUCUCCUACUCUCGUAUCUCCCUUGUUGAUGUGGCUAAGAAGCUGAGACUCGACUCACCAAACCCCGUUGCUGAUGCCGAGAGCAUUGUGUCAAAAGCAAUCCGUGAUGGUGCCAUUGACGCUACAUUAGAUCAUGCCAAUGGAUGGAUGGUAUCCAAGGAAACUGGUGACAUUUAUUCCACAAACGAGCCUCAACAAGCCUUCAAUUCUAGGAUCGCUUUCUGCUUAAAUAUGCAUAAUGAGGCGGUUAGGGCCCUUCGAUUCCCUCCUAACUCUCACAAGGAAAAAGAAAGUGCCGAAAAGAGGAGAGAGAGACAGCAACAGGAGCAAGAGCUUGCAAAGCAUAUUGCUGAGGAAGAUGAUGACGAUUUUUGAUUGGUAGAGAUUGUUCUAGCGAUUGUAAGCUGUUGCUUUGUGUUCUUAUCACUGUUGCAAUAUGUUCAAAUCAAAUUCUGGACCUUGCUCAGGUUGUCAGAAAAUCAGACUGAUCGAGAAGAUUUGAUUUGAGACUGUUUUUUAACAUGUUAUGUUUGUCUUGUAGACUUUGUAUGUUGCAAAAUUCAUAUGUUCACUUUUGGAAAAAGAUGAUUCAUGACA